Messenger RNA from Zingiber officinale, 543 nucleotides. Its product is annotated as putative RING-H2 finger protein ATL21C. The record is from RefSeq and is a predicted model, not a curated record. Bases 1 to 543 code for a protein of 180 amino acids. The transcript has a single exon. Gene Ontology annotation, biological process: protein ubiquitination. Gene Ontology annotation, molecular function: ubiquitin protein ligase activity. Lineage: Eukaryota; Viridiplantae; Streptophyta; Magnoliopsida; Zingiberales; Zingiberaceae.
AUGAGCAUCUCUAUAGAGUACUGCUACUCCAAGCUUGAGCUGGUCCGGUGUCUUAAGGAGGCUGCCCUCUUUUUUGCUCUCCUCCUCAAGUGGCUGCUCCUCCCCAGCCACGCCUGGUGGUUGCCGUCUCCUUCUCCCUCCACCUACUUGGAGGACACAGCCGCUGCGGCCGAGGCCAGAGCCCGCUGCCGCGCCGCAGCGGUGAGGGCUGCCCUCCGUGUCACAGCCUAUGAGGACCUCGUGGAGACGGCGGAGGAGGUAAGGUCCGCUGGCGUUGGGGUCGGAGUCACGUGCGCGGUGUGCCUGAGUGAGAUGGCAGCGAGGGACGUCGUGUGGGAGCUGACCAACUGCCGGCAUGUGUUCCACAAAGGCUGCUUGGACCGGUGGCUCGACCACGACGAGCACCUCAGCUGCCCUCUCUGCCGCACUGCCCUUCUCCCGGUCCAGCAGUCGCCGCCCCUGCCUCCGGCAGAACCCAGCUGGGCCGUCGAGCGCCUGCUCUACUUCUUCGGGGAUGACCAUCUCCUCGCGCCUCCUCCAUAG